GGGGGGCGGGGGGUGGGUGGUUACGUUGCUCCGCGGUUGCCGUCAGCGCCUGCAGCCGCCUCUACCUGCUCGAGGAGCCCCCUGCCCCCGCCUCCUGCGGCCCCCCCGCCCCGCGCGCGAGGGAGGAGCCCCCCCGCCGGCUCGGGAGGGGACGGGAGGGGGGGCCGCGCGCGGGACCCCCCCCGCCCGGCCCGGCCCGGCGCCGCCGCCGCCGCGAUGUCUCAGGAGCGGCCCAAGUUCUACCGGCAGGAGCUGAACAAGACGGUGUGGGAGGUGCCCGAGCGCUACCAGAACCUGUCGCCGGUGGGCUCCGGCGCCUACGGCUCCGUGUGCUCUGCCUAUGACACAAAAACUGGGCUGCGAGUGGCUGUGAAGAAGCUGUCCCGACCAUUUCAGUCCAUCAUUCAUGCCAAAAGAACCUACCGAGAACUACGGCUACUUAAACAUAUGAAACAUGAAAAUGUGAUUGGUUUGCUGGAUGUAUUCACACCUGCCAAGUUACUGGAAGAAUUCAGUGAUGUGUACCUGGUGACGCACCUCAUGGGAGCAGAUCUUAACAAUAUUGUAAAAUGCCAGAAGCUCACAGAUGACCAUGUACAGUUUCUCAUAUAUCAAAUUCUUCGGGGAUUGAAGUAUAUCCAUUCAGCUGACAUAAUACACAGAGACUUAAAACCUAGUAACCUAGCUGUAAAUGAAGACUGUGAGCUGAAGAUUCUGGAUUUUGGUUUGGCCCGGCACACAGAUGAUGAAAUGACUGGGUAUGUGGCUACCAGGUGGUACAGGGCUCCUGAAAUCAUGUUGAACUGGAUGCAUUACAACCAGACAGUUGAUAUUUGGUCAGUGGGCUGCAUUAUGGCUGAGCUGUUGACUGGAAGAACGUUGUUUCCUGGUACAGACCAUAUUAACCAGCUUCAGCAGAUCAUGCGUCUGACGGGAACACCCCCUGCAUACCUCAUUAACAGGAUGCCCAGCCAUGAGGCAAGAAACUACAUUCAGUCUUUGUCCUACAUGCCGAAAAUGAACUUUGAAAAUGUGUUUAUCGGUGCCAAUCCCCUGGCUGUGGACUUACUGGAGAAGAUGUUGGUACUGGACACAGACAAACGAAUUACUGCAGCUGAAGCACUAGCCCAUGCCUACUUUGCUCAGUAUCAUGAUCCAGAUGACGAGCCAGUGGCAGACCCCUAUGACCAGUCCUUUGAAAGCCGAGAACUUGAGAUUGAAGAAUGGAAAAGCCUCACUUACGAUGAAGUCACGAGCUUUGUGCCACCACCGCUUGACCAAGAGGAGAUGGAGUCCUGAGAAACUGCUUCUCUUCUGUUUGUCCCACUUCACUGUGAGGGGAAGGCCUUUUCAUAGGGACUCUCCAAAUAUCAUUCAAGUGCCUCUUGUCACAAAGAUAUUCUCCUUGGUGAAGGGGUUUUGUGUGCGUGUGGAAUGGGGGGAGGGAGAAAGGUCGUAUGUAAACAUGCUGCAUGCUCUUGUAUUCUCUGUACAACCUGGGACAAGCCUCUGAAGUCCUGUUUUGACUGCUUUUUAGCCCUUCCAGAGAGACCAUUGUCAACCAGUUUGCACUGCUGCCGAGCAAGUCAGGGAAGCCAAUAGUUAAUGUUUCGUCACACUUGUUGCCAUUUAAAUGGUUCUCUUGCAGUAAAAUGACUUCACAGAUCAUGGAAGGCUGGUUAUAUGCUUGGAGAGUCCUCUUUUCCGCAGCAGCGGAGUAGGGGUGAGGGAUAUCGUUUUUGUUUCAUGCCAGACGGUUGAUCUACAUCCAAGCUCUCUUCCCAGCGCUGCAUACAACAGAACAUACAAGCCUGUUGAUGACUAUCUCUGCUUGAUUCUUGAACACGAGAAGGAUUUGUUUGAAACUGUAAAUAUGUUUGUGCCUUAAAUGGAUGGAGAAAGAGAGUCUGGAAUUAAGUCUGGAGUGGAAUUCGGAGCCUGCUGCUCUUCUGGAAGUGAGCCACAGGGUCGUCAGGCCCGGGCGCUGUCACCAGGAAACAACCUUCCAAGGCACAGUCCCGUGACCCUAGGUUGGGUAUUGCCAUACUUCUCCCUCUUCCCCUUCUCUCGUCCUGAGGCUUCCCAGCAUUAAAUCCUGAUGGGCACAGGCAGAGGCUGAAGAUGAUUCUUGCUGUCUGUACAUAUUUGUGUACUUUAUUCCUAAACAGGUGGGGUAUUUUUUGCAUGUUGUAGCUGUAUGUGCAUGUAGAGCUACUUGUUGCAUUAUCUUGGAGGAGGGUACUGGGGCAGUAAGUCUGCCAGUGACAUACUGUACUGAGUACCUCAGCCAGUGCUGUAGGAAGAUCACAGCAUCCUCCCUCUCGUUCUGCAACUCGGUGUGAACGUACCUGCCAUUCUGGAUGCUGUGAUAAGGACGGGACAGAAACUCACCACUCUUUUUGUUCUGGCGUUCGUGGUUUCAGAAGAGAUUUUUUUUGUGGGGUUAAAGUAAAGCAGGGUCUGCAAAAGAGUACAUAUAGCCAUUUAAGUGCCCAAAGUUCAAAGCAACUUCCUCAAAAGAAACACUUAGAAAUGUUGUAUGCCAAACAAUGAAUAAGCACGCAUGAAGUCAGAACCUCCCUUUCACCGUUUGUAUCUACAGUUAUAUAUACUGCGUAACACUUUAUUAAGGUGGGUUUAUACCUCAUAGGACAAGAGCUUAUUGCCUAUUUUUAGGGAGUUGAUCUCUGCUGGGAAGAACAGGGAAAGGCAGUAUGUUUGAGGCAAAAAAAAAAAAAAAAAUAAUGUAUUUUGUUAUCUUAGGGCUGCUGGUGUAAUGAAAUCCCCCUGGUUAGGGACUGGCUACAGAGGGAGGGGUCUGUCAGUAUUUUAUGUACUAGAGGUAUCCUGGGUAACCUGGAUGCCCCUUUUUUUUUAAGGUCUGGAGUGAGAGGUUUUCAGACGUUCAUAUAUUGAUGGGAUAUAUGUGAACAAAGUAUCUGUGUAUGCAAGGAAAAAGGCUUUUGCAGUAUUUUGUAUCCUGAUGGAUCUUGGAUUUAGGGGUGGAGAGAAGCUGUUUUUAGUGUAUUUAUCCCUAUGUAUAGAGGCAGCACAAAGGAAUGGGAGAUGAACGAUGAAACCAUCACUUUCUUAGAACACUUUCCCAUUAUCUCAUCAGGUCAAACCCUUUAGAGAAGUUUGGGGUGAGGAGGAGAGAGUGGUUCUUUCAUGCCUUGGGUAUUGAACCCUGCCCCAGACCAAACAAAAUCGCCAAUAGAAAACCUCCCUGCCCUGCUGGACCUAUAGUCCAGGUAUUCAGAUGGAAAUGUAGAUAUACUCUGUAAACCUACAGCAAGAUUAUUUUUAUCAACCAUGUUGUGUGUAGAAGCAACAGUGUGUUUUCAUGCAGAAGUAUUGCUAAAGAUUUUUAAAACAAUAGACAUUGCGUGCGUGCGUGCGUGUGUGUGUGAAUGGGAACGUUUAAGUCCAGACUCUAAUGGGAGCCCAUGUGGCAUGCGCUCCCUGUCUUCAGCACAGUGCUGUUUUACUGCCUGGAAUUACAUUGGAAGUACACUUCAAAAAGAUUCUGCUAUUUUGUUUCUAUCCAUGAAUUUUGCUGUAAUUGGUUAUGCCAUAUAGGAUGUCACAAUACCACUGGUUUUAAAUAAAACCUAUUUUUCAGACUUA
This is a messenger RNA of Alligator mississippiensis (American alligator), 3627 nucleotides long. RefSeq names its product mitogen-activated protein kinase 14 (gene MAPK14). Gene Ontology annotation, cellular component: cytoplasm; nucleus. The record is from RefSeq and is a predicted model, not a curated record. Gene Ontology annotation, biological process: intracellular signal transduction; protein phosphorylation. Bases 217 to 1299 code for a protein of 360 amino acids. The transcript is spliced from 12 exons. Gene Ontology annotation, molecular function: MAP kinase activity; ATP binding. Lineage: Eukaryota; Metazoa; Chordata; Crocodylia; Alligatoridae.